CUGUCUUUGUGGUGAGUGCCAAGCCGAGGAUGCACCUGCACAGGAUCUCAACGUCGCGUUGAGCUCGGUCAGCCACCGUCAACUAACAAGACCAGUGCCAUGUACUAGAAUCGCGAUUGCGACCCAGCUGCGCCUGGUCGGGUCGCCCAGCAUUUGAGCAUCCUCAGUUCACGAAUCGACACGCGAUAAAUACCCACGAGCUCCCCCCCUAUCUCCUACUGACCCCGCCAUCAUUCCUCGUCUCUGAACCUACCGAUGCUCUCGAUCGCUUGAGCGCCGCAGCUCAAUGGCAGGAUCCGUGUCCGACAUCUCCCUCCCCGGCAGCUCUUUUUUCAAUAUCCACACCGAUGGACGUCCAGUGACAAGGAGUUCGCCCGCCCCAGCAUUGCCGGGCGGGCAAUGCAAUUACGUGGACUUGGCCCAUGGCGCCAAUGGUCCCAGAUGUGGUUGUCGCCGUUUCUGGAGCCGCGGCGCGUCGGGAUUCAAUGGAAGCCCAGCUGGACUGUCAGGAUAUGCCAAUGGAGGCAGCCAGCCGGACCAAUCCGCCUUCUGCAUGUGUUCCCAUCAUGCUUGCUUCCAUGAUGAUGUUCAGGCCACACAAGGACCACCCAUUGCGCCCGUAGUGAAUGGCAAUGGCGCUGGCCAAGAAAACGAAAGACCAAGAGCUGGCAGGGAGCCACUCACUCCAGUGAUGCCGGACCUCUCCUUCCAGAUGCCUCCCCCAACAAAUCAACCAGUUGAUUUGAACACUCUAAACAAUGCAUCAUAUUCCACAAACCUGUAUCAAGAGAUAAAUCUAUAUGAAGGUGAGAAACCCGCGCCAGCCCCCGAGCCUUCCAUGCCGGAUACCAUGAGCUGGGCGAACCUUUUGCAGUCUCAGCCUGAACACCAGAUCGAGGCUGCGCCGUCUGUUCCAAGCCAAUGUUUGCUGCCACAGUCGCAACCAAGCUCGACCACAUCGUCGGUCCGCCUGGCUUACCUCAAACCCUUUGGUGGAAAAGGACCUAAUAUGUUCAACACGCCACAACGGUCUAGACUGCGCGAACCUCUCCAGAUCGAGGCUGAUGAUGUGCCACCCCGUCGCGAUGAGCUGACCGGCCACUCUGUGCCCUCUGUUGAUGAUCUGCAGACAGUCACAAACACGCCCAGAUCCAUAAGAUCUGCGCGGCGCGCGACUAUACCCGAGCCGGCAUGCCAACCAGCAGUUACAAGACCAAGCCGUGAGGACUUCCAAGACCUGUCUAACACUGUUCAGAGUCAUGAGGAUAGGAUCGAGAGACUGGAGACUGUGUCCUUCCAUAACGACCAUGAGGAUUGCCAUGACCACCACGAACAGAAUGACUUGCGUGUCACCGACCUCGAGUCGCGCGUGGAGGAGUUAGAGAAGACGCUGAACGAUGGCAGCAGUGCCACCUCAAGUCAUCAUCGACUUCGUCGCCCCGGACUAGAUGAGUCUGUCGCCAGUGUUGUCUCUGUCUCUACGAAUGCAAGCGGUCACACAGAUCGGACAGGGCUGCGCAGUGAGCUGGCUGCGUUGAAAGCGCAAAUAAGUCACAUACAAAAUUCGUCGUUCCCGACGCACUCGAAGCCCUAUGAAGUUGAGGUCGUAUUUCUCCCUUUCCCGCUGAAAGGUAUUUGGUACGAGUCUCGCGAAUUUCCGAGUCAGCGUCCAUUAGCCGGCUCCAACAUCGAACUUGACGAAUGGACUCAAUUGCCAAAUAGCUCUUCGACGAUGGAGCCUCAUUCGCCGAGCUUGUAUGAAUGGGCAGGCCCCGAGCUGCAGUCCGAGUGGCUAUUGCCUCGGGCCUGUGCCUCGGGCAACGUCGUAGAUCAGCGACUCCGAAGCCGAGGACUUAUCAAAACUAUUGCAGUCCCAAGUCCGGAUGCCCGCAGUGUGCACCUGGCUGUUUCUGCGGCUUUUGGAACUUUGUUCCGUACCUUCUCACGCCUGCAAGCUAGUGUCUAUCAUGGUUCCACGACGCAUCAUCGAGUCUCCAGAUUCCUCGGUCUGCAGCAAGCAUGGGUGCCGCUUCGCAAAAUACACAAAGACUCACGCCUACGCUUUUUGUCUCCUCCGGAAAUGAUCACUCCAACAAGUUGGGAUGUUUCGUUUUUGAGCUCAAGCGUGGUGAUGAAGGCUACCGGUGUGCACCGCCUUUUCAUUACGCAGCCCGAAGCAUACCUUCAGGAUCAAGACGCGUAUAACAAUGGUUGGAAUUGGCAACGACUAAGAGAGCUGACGCGGGUGUAUCCUGAUUCUCAAAGUAGCCAGCAAGAGGUACCUGAAGCUGAUGCGAUGGAGGGGUACUGGGCCCGGAAUGAGAUGCUAGACGAGCAAGACUCAAGCCAAGACAGCCUUCGAUCUCUGAGCUUGCGGCAGGCAGCUCAGCCAAGGUUGAAAUCUAUGACCCCGAGCCAAAGACCGCUACGCGCAAGUCGUUCCGGACCGUCUCCAUCUCUGUCGACUGGCCGUAGUCGUGCCGGCUCACCGAUGGUUCUCAUAGAGCGUCAAUCUUCGGUGCCCAGGCCCAUAUACAUUCGCACCACAUCGAUGCCACCAGAUCUGCCUCCGAUGGCUUCACCUUCUCAAGCCAGGCAGCGCAUUGCUUCUGCAACGUUUGGCAGCAUUCAUCCACGCCUCCACGAACGCCGAUCGUCACCCCAAGUUCAACGCGCCAGUACGGGAUCUGCACAUCUCAUAGCGAAGGCAAAUCGUCGACGAAGUACUAGAUCGCCGUCAGUACCCCUUUCUGCCCGAUUGAGAAACACGCCUCGCUGGAGCGUAUCCACUCCUAGUCCUUUACUUGCGACCAUGAACAUCAGCGAGCCCUUUGCAGUCAUAAGUAGUGAGGGCGAAGUGCAAGCGGCGUGUCGCCAGACGACUCCCUUCUACUAUGCUACCCCUUACAGCAACGCGCCGCCAGCUGAGACAAGAUCUAACCUCGGCGUUGUAGAAGCUGAAGAGGAGCACGGUAGUGAAUCAGACUACUCAUGCCAGGACGGCCAGGGCAGCGAGGACGACUCCGAGGAUGACUCCGAGGAUGCAGCAAUGAUCGAUCUUGGUCAUCAGCGACGUAUAUACGAAGACUCCAGCAACGACGCUUGGCAGGGCGCUCGCCAGCCACUGCCCGAGGAUGAGCCAUGGCCUGGCAUCGAGGACGAAGAGAACCGCGAUCCAGAGGCCAUGGCGUUUGAUAACGUCGACGUGUAUGUCGACGAAGACGCCAUGAGCGAUGUCCUUGACGCCGAGGAACACACCGGGGAUACGGACAGCCAGCACAGCAGCGUGCCAUCUGAGUAUCCCACCACACAGCGUGCCUGGACCAAUGGCUUGGAGGAGUUCAGGGUUUACGAAGAUACCAAGCAAAAGUUAGGAUAGACUGUGCAUUGCCUAUCUGAUUCGUGUCUCAUGUGCAUAUCAUGAUACAUAGCCGACUGGGCAGGUGAAAUGAGUGGGUAGCGUGGCGUGGCGUUUGGCGUUGAACUUGAAUUUGAAGUUGGAUUUUCUCGGCAGCGUGUUUCUGAUCUUGCUCUUUGGUACUCGGCAAGAAGCGUUUGGGGUAUAGCUUUGGGAGUUUUAAUUUAUUUAUCUAUGAACGAUGAGUACAAACCAGAUAUAGCUUGGCGGGCACAGAGGACUCGGACAAAAUCCAGGGGCGUCUCCAGACGGAGACGAGCUCUCAGCUUUACUGUAUUAAAUACCUGAGAAAUGGAAGAUCUCCCAUGA
Messenger RNA from Truncatella angustata, 3727 nucleotides. RefSeq lists its product as uncharacterized. The record is from RefSeq and is a predicted model, not a curated record. NCBI's taxonomy places the organism in Eukaryota, Fungi, Ascomycota, Sordariomycetes, Amphisphaeriales, Sporocadaceae. The transcript has a single exon. The coding region runs from base 287 to 3379 and encodes 1030 amino acids.